AUGUAUGACAUAUCAGAUAAUAAUAGAUGUUCCGAAACAAAUAAACCAUUUGAUGACUUCUAUGUUCCAAAUCUUAUUGGUGUACAUAUAUUAAGUAUGAGUAAGAGAAUAAUGAAUGAAGUAAUGUGUUUAGCAGAAGAUUUAAAUAUAGAUAUAUAUUAUCAAGAUACUGAUUCAAUGCAUAUAGACAAAAAUAAGAUAGAACUAUUAGAACAAAAAUAUAAAGAAAUAUAUGGAAAAACAUUAAGAGGAAGUAAAUUAGAACAAUUCCAUCCAAAUUUUGAUGAAUUAUCUGGAUAUGUAUAUUCAAAAGAAUCUUACUUCUUAGGUAAGAAAGCUUAUAUAGAUGUAUUAACGAAUGAAAAACAAAAACAUGCUUUACAUAUGAAAAUGAAAGGAAUUCCAAACAAUUUAUUGGAAAAUUAUAUAAAUUCAUCAAAAUCUUUACAUUCAGAUUCUGAUUUAAAUUCCUCAUCCUUCAGCACGCGUUUUUUUUGUUUACAUUGGUUUAUUACUAAAUGUCAUUCCUUUAUGAUUAUUAUCUUUGAUACUAUAUCUAACCCAAUCGUCACCAUAUUUACUAACUCUAGGUUUGAUUAA
Molecule: messenger RNA, 600 nt
Organism: Entamoeba invadens IP1
Lineage: Eukaryota; Evosea; Mastigamoebida; Endamoebidae
Exons: 3
Coding region: 1-600 (199 amino acids)
Source: RefSeq, a predicted model, not a curated record